AUGUCUGCACCCCUGUUCUGCGAGCACGAUGUUCUGCGUACGCAGGCGUUUGCAGCAGGAGCACUGAAGACUUCCUUGACUGAUGGGUUCAUUCAGGACAUCUCGGAGGACUGGCUGACGAAAUUUGGGUAUCUGCCUCCUCCGGAUCCUGUCACAGGACAACUGCAGACGCAGGAGGAGCUCACCAAGGCCAUCACUGCCAUGCAGCGGUUCGGGGGGCUCGAGGCGACGGGUGUCCUAGAUGAAGCCACGCUGGAGCUGAUGAAGACCCCUCGCUGCUCUCUGCCCGACCUCGCUGCCGCGGAGGCCAGGAGGAAGCGAUUCACGCAGGCUGUCACCAAGUGGAGCAAAAGGAACUUGUCUUGGCGAGUUCGCACCUUCCCGAAAGAGUCCCACCUGGGCCACGACACAGUCCGAGCCCUGAUGUACUACGCCCUGAAGGUCUGGAGCGACAUUACCCCGCUGAAUUUCCACGAAGUGGCAGGUAACAACGCCGACAUCCAGAUAGACUUCUCCAAGGCAGAUCACAACGAUGGCUAUCCCUUUGAUGGACCUGGUGGGACAGUGGCACAUGCUUUCUUCCCUGGAGACCAUCACACGGCAGGAGACACCCAUUUUGACGACGAUGAGUAUUGGACCUUCCGAUCAUCAGACGCUCAUGGGAUGGACCUAUUUGCUGUAGCCGUCCAUGAGUUUGGCCACGCCAUUGGCUUGACCCACAUCUCUGCCAUAGAGUCUAUCAUGAGACCCUACUACCAAGGUCCAGUGGGGGAUCCUCUGAAGUAUGACCUACCUUACGAGGACAAAGUCCGAAUCUGGCAACUCUACGGAGUCAGGGAAUCUGUGUCCCCCACAGCCAAACCUGAAGUAAGCAAAACUGAUGACCAUCCUAUCCUGCCAGAGCUGCCAGAGAACCGCUCCACUGUCCCGCUCAGGCGGGACAUGCCCAACAGAUGCAACACUCACUUUGAUGCGGUGGCCCAGAUCCGGGGAGAGGCUUUCUUCUUCAAAGGCAAGUACUUCUGGAGACUGACUCGCAAUAAGCACUUGGUCUCCCUCCAGCCGGCUCAGAUCCACCGUUUCUGGCGGGGCUUGCCACUCAACCUGGACAGCCUGGAUGCGGUCUACGAGAGAACCAGCGACCACAAGAUCGUCUUCUUCAAAGGAGACAGGUACUGGGUCUUCAAAGACAAUAACGUGGAGGAAGGAUACCCACGGCCGAUCUCGGACUUCGGUCUGCCACCGGGAGGAAUCGACGCCGCUUUCUCCUGGGCCCACAAUGACAAGACUUAUUUCUUUAAGGACAAUCUCUACUGGCGCUACGAUGACCACGAGCGGAGGAUGGAUCCUGGGUACCCUUCAGAGACCACCCUGUGGAAGGGAAUACCGAGCCCUUUAGAUGAUGCCAUGAGGUGGUCAGAUGGUGCAAGUUACUUCUUCAGGGGCAAGGAGUACUGGAAAGUGCUGGACAGUGACCUGGAGGCCCAGCCUGGUUAUCCCCAGUCCAUUGCUAGAGACUGGCUGGUGUGCAGCGACAUGCAGUCCGACUCCCCAGAAGCAGCCGGGAGCAGCAGGACUGGGGCACGCUCCAAACCAGGGCAGCACGACGAAAGCCGCUCAGAAAACGGCUACGAGGUCUGCUCCUGCACCUCGGCCUCCCCAUCCCUCCAGGCUUGCCGUGUGCUCAGACUGUCAGCCAGCCUCGUGCUGACGAGCGUGUGGACAGCAGCACUGAUGUGUGCAGCCCUAUGACACCUCAUCCCACCGACGAGACAACGCCAUGGUGCUCCAGGGAGGGGAGGUGGAUACGAUCCCGUGAUGCUAACUGUUGCAAGCAGACAAACA
Messenger RNA from Aptenodytes forsteri (emperor penguin), 1845 nucleotides. RefSeq names its product matrix metallopeptidase 17 (gene MMP17). The coding region runs from base 1 to 1752 and encodes 583 amino acids. The record is from RefSeq and is a predicted model, not a curated record. Gene Ontology annotation, molecular function: zinc ion binding; metalloendopeptidase activity. Gene Ontology annotation, cellular component: extracellular matrix. The transcript is spliced from 11 exons. NCBI's taxonomy places the organism in Eukaryota, Metazoa, Chordata, Aves, Sphenisciformes, Spheniscidae. Gene Ontology annotation, biological process: extracellular matrix organization; collagen catabolic process; proteolysis.